This is a messenger RNA of Cadophora gregata, 1032 nucleotides long. RefSeq lists its product as uncharacterized. Lineage: Eukaryota; Fungi; Ascomycota; Leotiomycetes; Helotiales; Ploettnerulaceae. The transcript has 3 exons. The coding region runs from base 1 to 1032 and encodes 343 amino acids. The record is from RefSeq and is a predicted model, not a curated record.
AUGUCUUCUUCUCAGGAGGAGCCAUCACCGCUCCCUCCUCUCACCACGAUUACCAUUGAUAUUGGGAAGCCGUUAAGACUGUUUGUUCGUCUUGCGAGUAUUCCGGUAUUGACGUUCUUAAGGGUUGCGAAAUUGGACGAGGUGUUUGUGGUUGAACGCGCUGAGAUGGGCGCUGCACGACGGGAACGCGAACGUGACUCAGAGGAGAGAGGGGGGCUGUUGGAGAGUGAGAGUGCGAGUGAGGAUAUUUAUGGUGACAGUGAUGAUGAGGAUGAGAAUGUGAGAUUCACGCCUGAGGAACAGGAGGAGCCGAUUGUUCUAUCUUCGAAAGCUCGAUUGCUUCAACGAGGAGGCCCAGGCUCAGGGGUAAAAUAUGCCAGGUCAAUCAACGCCCUGACAAAGCUCAGUCUGUGUAUCUCGGGAUGGAACUCCCUGGUGCUGAUAACUGCUCUGAUUAUUAUGCUUGCGGGGGAUUUUAGAGACUUGGGGAGCUGGAACGGGUCGAGGUAUCAUCGUUAUAAGGGGGAGGUGGCAAUUGGGCUUUUGGUUUCAUUUAUCACCACCGUCAUAUGUUUCGUCUCCGCGCUACGGAAUUCGAAAAAGCCCAUGACGGUUGGCGUCAGCGGAUUUCUCGACCUGGUGUUUGUGAGCGUACUGUUCCCAAUGGCUAUUUAUGCUGUUACUGUUGGGUUUCCAACCGAGAAUUGGUGUUAUGACUGGGGUUCAUGUUUGAAAUUGGUGAAGGCGGAGAAGGUGCUUGUUGUUUUUGGGGCGGUCUUUGGGUUUUUGCUGAGCUUCAUCCAUUUCGCAUUGCUUACCCUCCGCUCGUGUGUGAUCAAGGAUGAUAAGCCGUGGAAACGACCGGGUCAUGUUAAGUUCAGCAUCUUCAGGUUUGAUUUUGAUGUUACGAUCACGAAGCAAACGCAGAAACAUAGGUGUACCUGCUGUGCUCAGCCUGCUGCUAGCCGUGCUGCGGGGAGUGCGAGGCCGGUAGUGAAAGGGACUGUUGAGAGUAGGGGCUUUGAGGUUUGA